UUUAGGGUUCUUGGGAAGAGGGAAAUCGUGCGAGCGGCAAUGGCGCUAGCGUCGGCGUGCUGCUCCGGAUCGGCAUUUCCCACAGCGAUCUGGGAGAGAGGGCGAAAGCUGCUGAUGGAUCGACAGCGCUGGUCGAUCGUCCACAUUCCUGGCCACGAGGAGGUCGAUUCAUCGGCAACAGUGGAUGCUUUUGCUGCGCACAUUCAAGGAAAGCUUGCGAGUGUUCUUAUAAAGGAGCUUAGUGUCGUAUUUCCUCUCACUGACUUGAGCCAUAUAAAACGAAUUCGAUCGAAGCGCGAUACAGAAGGUCCCCUUUCGAUCAUUCUGUGCACACGAACCGAUGAUUCAAGCGCGAUUCCAUCGCAAGUAGCCGAGCUGGUUGAGAAGCACAGCUUGGAAACUUUCAUUGCCAAGAUUCCUAAGCAUCCGGCUGCAGACAGGGAAGAAUGGGCUACCCAAUACAAUCUCUGGCCGACAACGUUCCACCCCAGCAGUGCAAGGCCUUCGAAAAUCCAGUUUAACGAAGACGAAGAGAGAACGAUAGCUGCAUUCAUGGUGAGAGCGAUGCAUCAAGCUUCACUGGCAAUCGACCAUGGCCGGCUUUCAAAUGGUGCUGUGAUAGUUGAUCCAUCCAUCGGCCAGGUAAUUGCUAGUGGCUAUGAUGAAUCCACUCCACCAUCUUGCACGGAUUGUUCAUCUUGCAGUGGAGGCUGGCAUCCUCUCCGGCACGCAGCUAUGGUCGCCAUUGAGCAAGCGUCCGAGAGGGAUCGACGUUUGUUUCCCGACGAUAAAGAAUGCGACGAAGCUACGCUAUCCGUCAAGAGACAACGCUGCGAAGCCAGCGCUGCCGAGAGCAUCCACAUCGAGUCGAGGUCCUCCUCUAUCACGGUCGAGGCUUCUCGGCCUUACCUCUGCACGGGAUUCGACAUAUACUUGACGAGGGAGCCCUGUGCAAUGUGUGCAAUGGCUAUGGUGCAUCAGAGAUUUCGAAGGGUCAUCUUUAGAACCUCAAAUCCAGACAAUGGAGCUCUCGGUGGGAAGUUUUUCCUACACAGACAACCGAGCUUAAACCAUCACUACACUGUCAUCCAAGCGACUCUAGCGGAAGACAACUACACACAUUAACACAAGAGCUACAAAACUUUGUUUUUGUUCAGUGCAAGCUCGAUCUCUUUGCUAAGAUUGUGAGCUUCUCUAACGUAUGAUAUCUCUUCUACUGAUCUCACAAGCACGCGAGCUUUGUUGUCAAGUUCUCUAGGACAAAUCUCGCAAACCAGAGACUGCAAGUAGCAAGAAAAAACUCCUCGUCAAUACAAGCCGCCUUUGAAAUGUA
Molecule: messenger RNA, 1333 nt
Organism: Selaginella moellendorffii
Lineage: Eukaryota; Viridiplantae; Streptophyta; Lycopodiopsida; Selaginellales; Selaginellaceae
Product: probable inactive tRNA-specific adenosine deaminase-like protein 3
Exons: 9
Coding region: 40-1125 (361 amino acids)
Cellular component (GO): cytoplasm; nucleus
Molecular function (GO): tRNA-specific adenosine-34 deaminase activity
Source: RefSeq, a predicted model, not a curated record